Monoraphidium neglectum is the source of this 565-nucleotide messenger RNA. RefSeq lists its product as hypothetical. Lineage: Eukaryota; Viridiplantae; Chlorophyta; Chlorophyceae; Sphaeropleales; Selenastraceae. The annotation marks the transcript as partial. The record is from RefSeq and is a predicted model, not a curated record. Gene Ontology annotation, molecular function: protein binding. The transcript has a single exon.
GCCGCGGGCAUCCACCACUGGGCCGAGCUGCGCGCCGCUGCGGCCGCCGGCGACGCCGCCGAGCUGGCGCAGCUGCUGGGGGACCCAGAGGCCGCCGCCCCCUUACUCGCCGCCGCCGACCCCGCGACCGGCCGCACCGCCCUGCAUUUAGCGGCCGCCGCCGGCCACGCAGCCGCGGUGACGCUCCUGCUGCGGCGCGGCGCGGACCCGAACGCGCGCGACGGCACCCCCGCGCGUGCGCCGCCGCUGCACGGGGCCGCCGCGGGCGGCCACGCAGAGGCGGUAGAGGCGCUGCUCGCAGGCGGCGCGCGCAUCGACACGGAAGACGCCGACGGGCAGCAGGCCGCGCACGCCGCCUGCUGUAGCGUGCCGGUGCUGCGGGUACUGCUGCUGCGCGGCGCCCUCGCGGACGCGCGGGGAUCAGCCGACAGGCGCACGCCGCUCAUGCGGGCAGCAGAGGAGGGCUGCGAAGACGCGGUGGCGUACCUAAUCGACGAAGCGGGGGCCGACGUGCACGCGCAAGACGAGGGCGGCAUGGGCGCGUGCCACCACGCCGCGGCCGGCG